CAACAACAACAACGUUAAUGAAGCAAUUAAAGAGAGAGAGAAGGGGAGAGAGAGAGAAAGACCAGACAAGCGAGAUAUUAAACGAGACUUCACGGGAGCUGGCAUUAUCACUUACCAAUCCAUGAUGGCUGAUCCGAUUACUGAGAGCGAACAGCAACAUCAGCCAUCAUCCCUGCCAUUAUAUCUGAACCUUUGUUGAAUUAAGGAACACUAGUAGUAUCUUGCCCCAUCUAUACUCUGUACUUGGUCCGUCACAGUUCCUUCUUUGUGCUGCUUUGCCGUCCUCAAAUUUGAUGUUGUAACUAUAUGUAGUAGUUCCAACAACUGUAAUCGUUAAACGAGUAUACCAGGACCAAACAAACCGCCAGUAAUACAAGAAAUUGAAACCCUUAAAACUAAAAUCCAAAAAUCUCAUUGAAGCAGAGAUAUCCGACAACUUGGCCAUGGCAUCUUUGGAUACUUUUAUGCGCAAUGUCGUAACCCAGGAUACAAGGAGUCGGACCCAGGUUCAUUCUGAACUUGUGUCCUAUCUAAGUGACCCCGGAGCAUCUUUAGAUUGCGAGGAUAUUGACCAAUUCAUCAAUGGCUUAGUUGCAUGGGUGAACAGCAGUAACUUCAAGAUUUCCUUGAAUGGUCUUGAAGUGCUGUGUUUGAUUUGGUUUGGUUUAUUUAGCUGUCUACAUAAUUUUGAAAUUAUCUUUUUCCUUCCAGUCCUUCCUGCUGUUGUGGACAGGUUAGGAGAUGCUAAAGACCAAGUUCGUGAUCAAGCUCAAAAAUUGCUGUUGAAACUGAUGAUGCCGGCAUCAUCCCCACAGUAUGUUUUUGAACGAAUUACAUCAUGUUUUACCCAUAAGCUCUGGCAUGUAAGGGAAGGCAUCCUUGUUUGCCUACAAAAUACAAUAAAUACGUAUGGUGCUCGCAGUUUACAAUUGAAUAAAGCAGUACCAUCCAUAAUCAAAUUGCUGGAAGAUCAAAAUGCUCAGGUUCGGGAAGCAGCUAUUAGUACUCUUGUUGAAAUUUACCGUCAUGUUGGUGAGCGUGUAAGGUAUGACUUGGCUAAGAAGGAGCUGCCACCUGGAAAGUUAAAUCAGCUUAAUCAAAAGUUUGAUGAGAUAAAAAAAUCUGGUAAUAUGCUUCCAACUGCAGAUGUCGCUCCUAUUCGAAAGGACUAUCAUAGCGAAGAUGAAACCGAUUUUAUCAAACCAAUGUCCAGAUUGCAUCCUAUCCGUCGUAGCUCAAGUGCAACUGCACGUAAAUCUUCCGGACUUGCCAGAGCAGUUACAACAGCAAGGCAAGAAAGCAGCGCUGGUGCAGUUGAUGAAGAUUUAUUUAUAAAUUCAUUUGAAGAUGUUACUAAAGUUCAGAUUUAUUCUUGUAAAGAUAUUCAAACCCACUUCUCUAAAAUUAAAGAUACUCUUGGUGACAGCAAUCACGAUUGGGAAAAAAGAGUUGAAUCUCUUCGUUUAGUGCGAGCAUUACUAAUAAGCGGAGCUGCAGAUUAUGAAGACUUUUAUUCUAUGUUACGUACUUUGGAACCAGCUUUUUGCCUUGCUAUCAAAGACCUUCGGUCUCAAGUUGUGAGAGAGGCCUGCAUCACAACAGCCUUUGUCUCCCAGCAGCUUGGAAAUAAAUGUGAUCAUUUUGCUGAAGCCCUAUUGCAAAAUCUUAUUGCUCUAGUAUCCAAUACUGCCAAAGUAAUGGCUACCUCUGGAGCUGUGUGUAUACGCUUUCUGAUCCAGUUCACUCAUUCUUCUAAAUUUAUUCCUAUAAUAACUGGCAACUUUUCAUCAAAAAAUUCCAUAAUUCGGAGGUUGGUGUGUGAAUGUUUGAAACAAAUACUCCUCAGUUGGCCAACCCAUAUUUUAGAGAAACACAUUGCAAUUUUGCAAGAUGCUAUAAAAAGAGGAAUCAGUGAUCCAGAUUCAGAAACUAGGGCACAUUCCAGAAAAGCUUAUUGGCAUUUCGCUACACAUUUCCGAGAUCAAGCUGACGCACUGCUGAAUUCAUUAGACGUUGGUAAACAAAAAGUCCUCCAAGGGGAGUUAAGUAAUUCUUCCAGUAAUAAUUCUCUAAAUAGUGCUGACUCUCUGAAGUUACCUGCAUCAAGGUCACGCUCUGCUAGCCAAGAUCGAAUAGGUUUUGAUUCACUUACGCGUGGUGGCACCCGCCGGUCUGUCACUAGCAAAGUUGCUCCAAGCCCACGACAAGCAACACACCAUAGAAAUAUUGGUAGCAGUGGUGUUUAUGGUACUAGAGCUAACAGCACGGGUGGGAUAGUGCGCUCUAGUAGUGAUCUAGAUCUGACUGGCUCCGCACGUAUUUAUCCUUCAUUUUCAAGGGCCACAGCACUUAGACUUACUCCAGACAAUACACGUUCACUGCCCCGUCACAAGACAUCCAGUAAUGCUAGCAGCUCCAUAUCAGGUCUGGUAUCUCCUGAGAGAGGGCGCACACGAUCAAGGAUAGGGGUGUCCCAGUCACAACCAAGUAGCCGAUCUGGCUCUCCAUCUUCUCGAGUAGGCUACAGUCACCAUGGCACUUCACACCACUCUACACACCACUCAAUAAGUACGCCAAAAGCAAGGCGUUCAGCUAUACCUAGAAGUCAAGGUACUAGUCGUGAAACCAGUCCUAAUCGGUCAACCUAUGGCCGUGAAAGACGAUUAAGUGGGAGUAGACUUUCGACACUACAAAAGCCCAAUGUGAUAACCCAAAGAGUGCUUAGACCCGGCUCUGAUUCAGAAGCUGCUAUAGCAGAUGCUUUGCAAUCAUCUCUACGCAAAAGGUAUGAGAGUUACGAUUCUGAUGAUGCUGGCAGUGAAACUUCAAGUCUUUGCUCAGAGCGUUCCUUCAGUUCUUAUGGCCGUACAUCAGAGAGAGGAGAUUCGCAAAGCAAAGAUUCUAGUGCAAAUGAGCAGGAUAUUUAUGAAAUCAUUCGAAGCUUAUCAAGCAGCUCUCAUACUGAACGCAAAGAAGGCCUUUAUGGAUUGAAGAAUGUGUUAUUGGGUGCACGUGUUCUUAAUCGAGUGGAAUUAAGGAAGGUGACAGAAAUAUUUACUCGCAUGUUCCAUGAUCCAAGCAACAAAGUUCUCAGUAUAUUUCUCGAUAUUCUUGUGCUGUUGAUUACUGUGCACACAACUGAAUUGAAUGACUGGCUCAACAUAUUGCUUACCAAACUUCUGAAUAAGACUGGUACUGAUGUACUUGGAUCAAUUCAAACUAAAAUACAAAAAGCAUUAGAAACUGUCAGGGAAUGUUUUCCUUGCAGCCUACAAUUUAGUAUAGCUACCAGGUUUUGUAUUGACCAAACACAAUCACCAAACCUUAAGGUGAAGGCAGCUGUUCUGCAAUACAUGCAUGCUCUGAUCCUACUUAUGGACCCCUCAGAUUUCAAUAAUUCUAGUGAUUCCCGUUUAGCUGUAUCUAGAAUUAUAACCUGGACUACAGAACCAAAGAGUGCAGAUGUACGAAAGGCUGCGCAAGCUGUACUGAUUGCACUCUUUAACUUAAAUACAGCUGAAUUUUCAAUGAUGUUAUCCAUUCUUCCCAAAGCAUUCCAGCAAAGUUUUUGGUCGCAUCCAAGACUUGUAGUUACUACUAUUGGCUCAUUUGGCCGCAUUUUGAAUAGAAGUCAUUCUAGCACCCAACACCUGGUAGUCACUGACUUUAUUUCCUAUUAUUUGCUGAAAUCUGUAUUAAUUGAUUUCUUUUUUGUCUUUUUAUUUUCCUGUAGAUCUGGUGAGCCAGAUGAGUAUGAAACGGAGAACAUGAAUCCUCAGGAUAUCUAUAACUCUAUAAAGAAGACUUCUGCCGAUAUACAAAACCUUAGCUAUAACAGUAAAUUAGACCAUUUUGACGACGUAAAGAAAAAGAAAGAAUUUACUUCUCAAGAUAGUGGUAUCCAAGACCUUCGAAAUGACAGUCCCGACGUUUCUGAUCCUCGUAAAACCUUUUAUAACCCUUCACACUACCAAGAUGAGCAUACUUUAAAUGGAUACAACAGAACAACACUUUCUGGUGCUAUGCUGGAUGUAGACAAUGAGCUAUUUAAUGAAGGAAAUAAUCAAGACCAAGAUGAACAAAUUCAAGAAAUUCUGACAGAACUUUCAAAUCAUAAUUCACGCAACGAUGAGCGAAAGAAUGCAAUGCAUUUAUUAAUGAAGCUAGCUAUAGACGGGAAAACAGAGUUAUGGGACAAGCAUUUCAAACCAGUUUUGUUAAUUCUUCUGGAAACCUUAGCUGAUGAUGAUUAUAAAAUUCGAGGCCUCACUUUGUGUGUAUUAAGAGACAUUUUGCACAACCAACCAACUCGAUUUAAAGAUUAUGCAGAGUUAACUAUUCUAAAAGUAUUAGAAUCUCAUAAAGAUCUUAUUCGGGAGGUGAGUUUAUUUUAUUGCCCUACUUUUGUUAUUUGCCUCAAUUUAUUUCAGGUUAUAGAACUCUUACCCAAAGAGGAAUUAGAAACCUCUCUCACAGAGAUAGUUCCUGGUUUGUUAAAAAGCUAUGAUGACUCUGAAAGUACAGUUCGCAAGGCUAGUGUGUUCUGCUUGGUAUCCAUUUAUAUGGCAGUUGGUGACAAUUUACGACCCUAUUUAAGUCAGUUAAAUUACAGUAAGAUGAAAUUAUUAAAACUCUACAUAAAACGGGCUCAAUCACAGAAAGAAGGCUCGAAAGGUUCCAAAUCUCCACUGGCCUCUGCUGAUACGUGAUGCUUGCUGGUUGUUUAUGUGGUUAUUGCAAUAAAAUUUGGGAAGUUUUCAACCAAAGCUUAUACAAGAUUAAAAACAACAACAACAACAACAACAAAAACAC
Messenger RNA from Octopus bimaculoides (California two-spot octopus), 4812 nucleotides. RefSeq names its product CLIP-associating protein 1-B. Gene Ontology annotation, cellular component: mitotic spindle; kinetochore; microtubule organizing center. The record is from RefSeq and is a predicted model, not a curated record. NCBI's taxonomy places the organism in Eukaryota, Metazoa, Mollusca, Cephalopoda, Octopoda, Octopodidae. Gene Ontology annotation, molecular function: microtubule binding. Gene Ontology annotation, biological process: establishment of mitotic spindle localization; mitotic spindle assembly.